Messenger RNA from Fulvia fulva, 2841 nucleotides. RefSeq names its product Mitogen-activated protein kinase kinae kinase MST11. The coding region runs from base 1 to 2841 and encodes 946 amino acids. The record is from RefSeq and is a predicted model, not a curated record. Lineage: Eukaryota; Fungi; Ascomycota; Dothideomycetes; Mycosphaerellales; Mycosphaerellaceae. Gene Ontology annotation, biological process: protein phosphorylation. The transcript has 2 exons. Gene Ontology annotation, molecular function: protein kinase activity; ATP binding; protein binding.
AUGACGGCGCUCGCCUCUCGCUCGCCAUACCCGGCACCCACACUUUCGGGCAACACGUACCGCCAGCCGGCACCCACGAACGCCAUGAACGGACACAACGUCUUCACGAGUCCGACAGAUUCCGAAUUCUCGGAAUCAUACACAGACGGGAGGGAGUCAGUGGUGGAUUGGGAUGAAGUGCGGGUGGCGGAAUGGCUGAAGAGCAUAAACUGCAGCCAAUAUGUCGAGAUCUUCAGGAAGAACAACAUCACCGGCGAGAACCUCAUGGACAUCGACCAGGCCACAUUGAAGGAGAUGGGGGUCAAGAAGAUUGGAGAUCGCGUGCGGAUAGGCAGCCAAGCGAAAGUCUUCCGGAGCAAUGUGUACAAGAGGACAAGCAAGCGGGUCGUCAAUCGCCAUUCGCUUGCGAUGCUCGACGGAAACGCACUCAUCGGGAGCACCCAGGUCACUCCUCCAUCCUCAGGCUCGCCGCGCCCACUCCAUUCUGCACGAUCAGGCACGACAUCGCGGGCCGACAAGCGAAUAUCAAGACAGCUGAAUGGCACUGACAUGGCUUACGCCGCUCAGUUUGGCAGCAAGACUUCAUCACGGCCGAGCUCACCCAUGGUUGAUCAGGAGAACCGAGCCACACGAACUCAACGACAAGGCGCUCCAAGUCCGUUGGAGGCAUCGCGAAGUCAGAACAGUGCUGCAUACUUGGCUCAGCCUCAGGCAGCGCGCUUUGCCGGGAAGCCAAACUCUGUGGAAACACCACAAACGGCAAGGUUCCAUGUGAAGCAGUCGCCCUCGCUGGACAAUCUUAAUCCAGCAGUGAGUGGCCUACCAGCGGACAAGCCACUCAUCCGGGUCAUAUAUGAGAAUGGUCGGUAUUCUGUCAUUAGCAUCGAGGGCUUCCGAACCGCCGAAGAUAUUGUGCGAGUGACAUUACGAAAAGGCGGCCUCAACGAGAAUCACUCACGGUCCUAUUGCUUUUACAUUCUGGACGGCACGGAUCCUAAGCCAGCAUUCUGUCGUCGACUUGGCGAGGCCGAGCUAAUCAAGCUAUGCAACGACGGCGUACGCACCGAGCGAGGCAGAUUGAUACUGCGAAAGAUCCACGCCGGCGAACCAGAUGGCGAGCAGCUGCGCUCUGCAGCACGCAUAGCGGAACAGCAGCAGCCUGAACCGCCGGCAAUAGAAGUGCAACAGCCGAUCAAAUCAAAGAGCCAUCUGAAGAUAGAAAAACUGACUGGCGAACCCCUGGCCGCCGUGAGCUAUCCAAUGAGUCCGGCAAGUCGACAAGAGCGGAAGGAGUACUUCCAGACACAGUCCGAUGGCAUCCAAAGGAAUGUGAGCACAGCGUCGACAGCGUCUGCGCGAGCGAGGAAGCUCAAAGACUUCUACGGUGCUCGACCGCCGACAGAGUUGAUCACGCAAGACUUGCAGUCAUACUUCCCGGAGGUCGCCAAAGAUGAUAUGGACCGUACUGUACGGAUGUCAAUACGCAGAAGCAAGCGACUCAGCAGAGCAGUGCGGACGUUAAGUAUGGCAAGCAACUUCAGUGUCGCCAGCAGCUUGAAGGAUGCACCGCCAUUACCCACAAUCGCGGACUCUUGGUUACGCGAAGCCGGUAUGCAGAAGAGCCAGCCUGGACUGCGGCCACUAAGCGUGGUGCGUCUUGGUCGAAGUGAUUCGCAUCGAGAAUCAAUCGCCAGCAGUGUGCUCGAACCACUGGACGAAGAGUCGCCACUUGAACCUAACAGGAAAAGCUAUGUCUCCUUUGGUGGCGACAGUGGCUCUGACACGACCACGAGCAACCUUGCCAUCACCGAUCCAGAAGGUCAAACCGUGCUGCACUCGUAUUUUGACGACACUGGAACCAGUCCGGCAGCGACCGAAGGGGGUAGCGACAGUCUCAAUUCUCGGUUAUCGCGCUUCAUCGCCGAAGACGGAGACGAAUUGGACGAAGAGCUCAUGCAGCACCUGGAGAACGACUCUUGGGACAAUCUCAAGUACAUGAAGGGCGCCAUGAUCGGGCAAGGUUCCUUUGGCACAGUCUUCCUGGCGCUCCAUGCAGUCACUGCGGAGCUCAUGGCCGUCAAGCAGGUCGAGAUGCCGUCGAACAGCGGCACUACCAUGGAUGCGAAGAAGAACAACAUGAUCGAAGCGCUAAAGCACGAGAUCAGCUUGCUCAAGGACCUCAAACAUGAAAACAUUGUACAGUAUCUCGGCUCGAACAGCGACGAGAAGAACCUAAACAUUUUCUUGGAGUACGUCGCCGGUGGUUCUGUGGCGACUAUGCUGGUCAACUACGGGUCGCUACCUGAAGGCCUGAUAGCCAACUUCGUGCGCCAAAUUCUUCAGGGUUUGAACUACCUACAUUCGAAGGACAUCAUCCAUCGCGACAUCAAAGGAGCCAAUAUCUUGGUCGACAACAAGGGCACCGUCAAAAUUUCCGACUUUGGUAUUAGCAAACGGGUCGAGGCGUCUACGUUGCUCAAUCCGCAACCAGGGCCAAGACGUGGUGGACCUCGGGUUUCUCUCCAGGGAUCCGUCUUCUGGAUGGCGCCCGAAGUCGUCCGUCAAACUGCUUACACCAAGAAGGCUGAUAUCUGGAGUUUAGGGUGCCUGAUUGUGGAGAUGUUCACAGGCAGCCAUCCGCAUCCGAACUGCACACAACUACAAGCCAUCUUCAAGAUUGGUGGGAGCGGCAGCAAUGCGGACAACGCGCGCCCAGCUAUGCCUGACCAGGCCAGUGAAGAUGCUAAAGAGUUCUUGCGACGAACUUUCGAGAUAGAGCACGAGAAGCGACCGAGCGCCGAGGAGCUCAUCGGAAGCAAUUUUGCACAAACAAAGGCGUAA